This is a messenger RNA of Eruca vesicaria subsp. sativa (arugula), 590 nucleotides long. The record is from the annotation of a GenBank genome assembly. NCBI's taxonomy places the organism in Eukaryota, Viridiplantae, Streptophyta, Magnoliopsida, Brassicales, Brassicaceae.
UAACUACUACACCUUCGUCGCCGAUCUUCGAGAGCGAAAAAGAGAGAUGGCUGAAACAGCGAGAAGACAAGGCGGCGGGAGGCCAUUGCCGCCUCCUCCGAGAGGCCUUAACCAACCUCCUCGUCUUAAACCCGAACCUGUCGAUCGCGAGAAGACAUGUCCCUUGCUUCUUCGUGUUUUCACAAAGAGUGGUGGGCAUCAUAGUAAGGAAGAUUAUGCUGUGAGAGGGAAAGAACCAAAGGAUGAAGUUCAGAUUUACACUUGGAAAGAUGCUAAUCUUCGUGAGUUAACUGAUUUGGUUAAAGAAGUGUCUGUAGCAGCUAGGAGAAGAGAUGCGAGGUUGUCUUUUGCGUUUGUUUAUCCAGACAAGAAUGGCCGUUUCAUUGUCAGACAGGUUGGUCAGACGAUGUCUUAUCCAAACCGAAAGCAACCAGACGACAGUAAAACACUCGCUGACCUUCAUUUCGAGAUUGGAGAUUAUCUGGAUGUAGCAAUCUACUAGGAGGAGGUUUCUGUUUCUCGUCAAGUGAGAUUUAGGUGUGUGUGUGUGUGGACAAGGGAAAGAACUCAUUCAUGGUUGUUCCUAUUUC